Molecule: messenger RNA, 1871 nt
Organism: Astyanax mexicanus (Mexican tetra)
Lineage: Eukaryota; Metazoa; Chordata; Actinopteri; Characiformes; Acestrorhamphidae
Gene: psmb11a
Product: proteasome 20S subunit beta 11a
Exons: 1
Coding region: 442-1569 (375 amino acids)
Cellular component (GO): proteasome core complex
Source: RefSeq, a predicted model, not a curated record
UGGGGCACAAUAAUCCCAGUAAUUCACUUGUUUGUUUUAUAGUGUAGAGUCAGGGACUGCUGCCAUAUUUGUUGGCUUUGAUUUCAGAGUGUGUGUGUAUGUGUGUGUGUGCGACAUAUUUAUCAUAACCACUACUCAUGUUGAGAACUUGACUCUCAGCAGUUUUAUUGGCUUUGGAGUGUUUGAAGAGUCGCUUCUGUGAGUUGUAUCAGACGCUGCCACGCGAGCACAAUAUCAAAUGUCACAAGGUAAGCAUAAGUCUUGUGUGCGAGCACGUAUGUGUGUGUGUGUGUGUGUUUGUGUGUAUCAUCUCACCUUUGGUAUAUAAGUCCCUGCACAAAGAAGAUUUGCUUUCUGCUUGUUUUAUUGGUAUUGAUUUUUGCCUCAGCAUGACUUGGCGAGAUUUAACCGACUGAUAGGAGCUCUUGUUGUUGAGUCAGAAUGGCCCUGCAGGACGUCUGUGGAUUUCAGGAGACUGAAUGGAGGCACCCAGCUUCUCCUGCUGGUGCCGUGCUAAGCGUUAACCCAGCAGGUGAGAUUAAAGCCGCGUGGAGGGAUCCGUUUGAGAAAGAUGUUGGAAGUCCACUUUGCUUCCUUUUGCCACCUCGGCAAAGCCAAACUCGGAGCGCAAGGAGUUCAUCCUUGGCUACUGUUCCACGCCCUUUCCCCUUGUCUCAUGGCACCACAACGCUAGGCUUCGUCUUUCAGGGUGGAGUGAUAGCGGCGGCUGACACUAGGGCAAGCUGUGCAGGGCUGGUCGAAUGCCCGCUUGCCCAGAAGGUGAUGCCAAUCCACUCGCACAUGGUGGUCACUACAUCAGGCAGCGGGGCGGACUGCAUGCUGUGGGAACGCAUCCUGACAAGGGAAAUACGUCUCUACCAGCUUCGCCAUGGCCGGAGACUAUCAGUAGGAGCUUCUGCAAAGCUGCUUUCCUUCAUGCUCCAUCCCUUCAAGGGCACUGAGGUAUGUGUGGCAGCUACACUUUGUGGGUGGGAUGAGGAAGAAACAAGGCCAAGAAAACACAGUAUGAAGAGAAAAUCAGAUUUGGAUGACAAAGAAAUGGAUUCAAGUGCCUCUGACUUAAGCACUUCAUGGGAAUCAUGGGCUACACCACAACAAGCCAGUGGCUUCCUUGUUGGCUCCAAGGAAGUUGGUGGGAAGCCACCACAAGGUCAAAUCUCAGAAUAUGGAAGUACAGCCGUCUGCCGGUCAGGCCCCAGGGUGUGCUAUGUAUGCAGUGAUGGCCUGGUGAUAAAAGCAGAGGUCAUUUCGGUCGGCUCAGGCUCUCCCUACGCCUACUCCGUUCUCGAUGACGGCUGGAGGUGGUCCAUGGGUGUGGACGAGGCUGUGGUUCUAGCAAGGGAGGCAGUUUACAGGGCCACUCACAGGGAUGCAUACUCCGGGAACAACGUAGACCUCUUCCACAUCACUGAGCGUGGGUGGAGCCGUCGACCCAGAGAGGACCUGAAGGAAGAGUACUACAGGGAGAGGAGGAGGGAGAAGGAGGCGAUGCAGAAAAGAGAGAGAGAAAAACAGGAAAGAGAGGGAGUGAUUUUGACUAAACGCUGAAUAACGUGUACUGUGUGCACUUGCUAGCAGAUGAGGGCAAGAAUUGGGGUUACUGGAUAGUAACAUAAUUAAAUUACUUAUUAAAAUGAUAUUUUUCUGUUUAGUAUAAAAAAAACAAAAAGGCUUUAUAGUCAUGAUCUAAUCCAGAGGUGUCAACCCUGGCCACAUUAUUAACACAGAGUGGAUUCAGAUUUGUAUUCGAAACAACCAGCUGCACACCUGAUUUCACCUGUUUAAUGAGUUGGUCAGUCUUCAAACUGGUAAAACUGAUGAAAACCUGCAGCCACAUCCACCCAGUGUGA